This is a messenger RNA of Patella vulgata (common limpet), 2451 nucleotides long. RefSeq names its product E3 ubiquitin-protein ligase TRIM21. The coding region runs from base 372 to 1583 and encodes 403 amino acids. The record is from RefSeq and is a predicted model, not a curated record. The transcript has 7 exons. Gene Ontology annotation, molecular function: protein binding; zinc ion binding. Lineage: Eukaryota; Metazoa; Mollusca; Gastropoda; Patellidae.
GGGUAUCAAUACAAAUGAUGUCAUCCUAACAUUUAUUCUAAGGUCUGGCGAAAGAAAAGUUUCCCGUUGCAGUUCUUUUCUUUGUCUGGGGUUAUAGGUUUAUUAGUUUAUUAUGUUUCAUUGUGAGCUUGACUUUAUUGAAUUGCAGUGGUGGCCGCGAAUCGUCAGCAAAACACAGAGUUAAGCUGAUAAUUUCUUCACCUCUUCAAGGAACUCCAGAACAACUGGUCUGGCUCUCCGGUCGUGGAAGGGGAACAUAUAAAAUAUGGUUAACUCUAGAAGUUUAGACCCAGAGUGCCAGACGUUUAUAAGUGAUAUUACAGCGCGUAACUGACAUAAAAAGGCUCUAGCCAGAUCGAGAGAGUUUCACCAUGCAGUGUCCAAUUUGUUUAGAUGAUUUUAAAAACCCGGUAGUUUUGCCGUGUGGACAUAGCGUAUGUCAAGGGCGAUGUUCAGAUGGAUUAAUCAAAAACCAUAAAAUAACGUGCCCAAAAUGUCGUUCAACAUUCUGGAUUCCACAGGGUGAACAUUUGCCAAAGAAUUACGACCUAGUCGAAAUGAUAAACAAUAAAGACAUACAGGAAAUUCCGUCAAAAUGUGAAACUCACCCAGAAGACACAUUGAUAAUGUUUUGUACAGAGUGUUACAUACCCCUAUGUGUAAAAUGUUACGUGGUAUUUAACCCUGUGGCAGGGCAUGUACCCGAUCAGGCCCUUCACAAGGAACAUGGUGUUAUACCCUUGGACAAAAUGAACGAAUAUAUACGUGAUUUGGUGGGUGUAACAUCUAGUUACAUAAAAUAUAAACAGAAAGAAGAGAUGAAAUAUCUGCAAGACUUAUUAGUUACAAAUGAAACCGUCCAGGAUGUUGUAGAUACUAAAUGUGAAUUGAUCAGAAAUAAAACUGACCAAUUAAAGCAAUAUUUAGAUGAGAACAGUUCUCGUCAGAUAGAGGCUAUCAGAUCAUCAACUGUCAAUCAAGAAAUCGUUGACAUUUCUGACCAAUCAAUCGGGAGAUUACAGUUAUAUUCUGGUCUUCUGGGACAAUGUGAGAGAUUGUCUCAGACAGAUUUAUCGCUGAAUACUACAGAAAUACAGGGAUUUUUAAGAGGUUUAAAUGAUAUACCAGAUUGUGAAUUGCGACCAGACCCCAGAUGUUAUUUAAAUAACAGUAUUACAGAAGGAACUGUUGUAGAUGUAUCAUCUGCAGUAACAGCCAUACAACGUUGUUUUACUACACCCGCUCAAGGUAUACCAGAUAAACCGACAAUUGAAUUAGAAGACUGUGUGGCAAAUAAUGAAUCUAUAUCUGUGACAUGGAGAUAUGCCCCAUGUGACAAGGUCGGCUAUUUUACAGUCUAUUAUCAAACCGCCAUCUUUGCUUUUGGUAACUGUUCAGAUCAGACGAGUAUUCUAGUUGGAGAUUUUGGACGGUCUAUAGGCCACGUGACAGUUCGUGAUUUACAGACAGAAACACGUUAUAGAUUGUAUAUUACUGCUAGUAAUGAACAUGGGGAAAGUGCUCGUUCUGAUAUUCUCUAUUUUAAAGCUUCAAGUGUUGACCCACAGAUGAGAGUUUUCUAAUUGGUAUCCGAACCAUGCAGUGGUCUUUUGCUGUUGAGUGAAAUUUGUGUGCGUGUGUAGGGGCACAACGGAACGGAAAUUAUCAGGUUCCUUUUAGAUUUGCGGCUUGGAUCCCUGCACAUAUUGAGAGGAAAAUUAUUCUGACAAAAGAUUACCAACAACCACAUAUAGUGAGCGACGUCGUGUAUAGCGGGACGGGAUUGGUUUGGUUGGUUCCGACUAAUUGUAAUUCUGUUAAACUAUGGGUUUCCAAGUGAAUACCUUUAUAGUUCACCAAAUGUGCCGUCAUCAUAGUUUGGGACAAAUUCUUGUGCUUACUUAAUACUGAAUCUUAUUUAUGCCAUAGUAAUCUGUCCUGUUUGCUAUCUCUCACAGACAUGCGUCAGGCGUAAAUUCAAAAUUUGUCAAGCUCAAAUUUUCUUUAAUAAUUUAUUGGAUAUAACUAAAAUGAUUAUUUCCAAGCCUGGCUCGUUGUAAAUACGAUACUAUCCCGAUACGUAGCUAUUAAUCAAAACCACGCUUGUCAUUUUCCCUAGAAGUCUGGAUCAAAUUCGAUAUAAGAAUGCGAGCGUGGCUGUUAAAAUGCAAACACGAAUUGAAAGAUGGAGAUUUUAAUAAUGAAACACAGCAAUUAUAACAGGGGCUACAAUAUAUACGUUAUUGUAUAAUCCUCUGUGGUAAUGUGAUCUGUAAUACUAGUGAAAUUAAGGUAGGAUCUGAAAUACUAGUAAAUGAUCUAUAUGUAUAACCGGUGUGUCUGUUUAGGCAACAAUACUGUUGCUUUACAGCAUUUAUAAAAAUCUAUGUGUUCACACAACAUAAUGUAUUAUUAUAUGAAAUGUGUGUUUUUUGAAAUAAUAAAACCCAU